Callithrix jacchus (white-tufted-ear marmoset) is the source of this 4513-nucleotide messenger RNA. It is a transcript of the gene PDE4C, whose product is annotated as phosphodiesterase 4C. Gene Ontology annotation, biological process: signal transduction. Lineage: Eukaryota; Metazoa; Chordata; Mammalia; Primates; Cebidae. The record is from RefSeq and is a predicted model, not a curated record. Gene Ontology annotation, molecular function: 3',5'-cyclic-nucleotide phosphodiesterase activity.
GGAAUCGUGGCUGCGAGGUGGGGCCUGGGACUUUCUCAGGACGAAUGAGAUCCUGCCAUUUUCGCUGAGGGUCUGAGUGUUGGUGUGGCUUUAAAAGCGCGAGAGUCUCAGAGAUACUCCUCCUGCCUGUCCUGAGCUUCCAUGAAAGCACCAUCAGGGAAUCGACAGCUCCUCGGUGUCGGCCCCACCUUGAGCCCCGGGUUCCACCUUCCCCGAUUCAGCACCUCCGGCGCGGACAGCUCCUCGCUGUCGCCUGCACUCCCGGCCCCGGGCCCGGGCGCAGACGCUCCUCGGCGUCCGCUCAAGGGGACGACUCCUGCUCCCCGCUAUCCCAGACCCUUUCUCUGGCGCAUGGAGACCCUGGGGGUCGGCGAAGGGGCAGAGGCGUGCAGCAGGUUGAGUCGCCCUCGCGGCCGCCACGGCACGGCCAGAGCCCCGAAGCACCUGUGGCGGCAACCCCGGCGCCCCAUCCGCAUCCAACAGCGCUUCCUUUCGGACCCGGAGAAGUCCGCGGGCUGCCGCGAGCAGGACCUGAGCCCGCGCCCCGGCCUCAGGAAGUCGAGGCUGUCCUGGCCCAUUUCCUCCAGCAGGCGCUUUGACCUGGAAAAUGGGCUCUCAAGUGGGAGGAGCGCUCUGGACCCUCAGUCCAGCCCUGGCCUGGGCCGGGUCGUGCAGGCUCCUGUCCACCACAGCCAGCGCCGUGAGUCCUUCCUGUACCGCUCAGAUAGCGACUAUGAUCUCUCACCCAAGGCCAUGUCUCGGAACUCCUCUGUGGCCAGCGACCUACAUGGAGAAGAUAUGAUUGUGACGCCCUUUGCCCAGGUGCUGGCCAGUCUGCGGACGGUUCGGAGCAACGUGGCGGUCCUUGCCCACCAGCAAAGCCGAGGAGCAGCCAAGCAGGGACCCGUCGGAAACCUUUCAACCAGCCAUCAGCCCGCUCCGCCUGCAGAGGACACGGGGCAGAAGCUGGCAUUGGAGACGCUAGACGAGCUGGACUGGUGCUUGGAUCAGCUGGAGACCCUGCAGACCCGGCACUCUGUGGGGGAGAUGGCUUCCAACAAGUUCAAGCGGAUCCUGAACCGGGAGUUGACUCACCUGUCCGAAACCAGCCGCUCCGGGAACCAGGUGUCGGAGUACAUCUCCCAGACCUUCCUGGACCAGCAGACUGAGGUGGAGCUGCCCACAGUGACCGCUGAGGAGCCUCCGAAGCCCGUGUCCCAGAUCAGCGGCCUACAUGGGCUCUGCCACAGUGCCAGCCUCUCCUCAGCCACCGUCCCACGCUUUGGGGUCCAGACUGAGCAGGAGGAGCUGCUGGCAAAGGAGCUAGAAGACACCAACAAGUGGGGACUUGACGUAUUCAAGGUGGCAGAGCUAAGUGGGAACCGGCCGCUCACAGCUAUCAUAUUCAGCAUUUUUCAGGAGCGGGACCUGCUGAAGACAUUCCAGAUUCCAGCAGACACACUGGCCACCUACCUGCUGUUGCUGGAGGGUCACUACCAUGCUGAUGUGGCCUAUCACAACAGCCUCCACGCUGCCGACGUGGCCCAGUCCACGCAUGUGCUGCUGGCUACACCUGCCCUCGAGGCUGUGUUCACAGACCUGGAAGUCCUGGCUGCCCUCUUUGCAAGCGCCAUCCACGAUGUGGAUCAUCCCGGGGUCUCUAACCAGUUUCUGAUUAACACCAACUCAGAGCUGGCGCUUAUGUACAACGACGCCUCGGUGCUGGAGAACCACCACCUGGCUGUGGGCUUCAAGCUGCUGCAGGCAGAGAACUGCGACAUCUUCCAGAACCUCAGCACCAAGCAGCGACUGAGUCUGCGCAGGAUGGUCAUUGACAUGGUGCUGGCCACGGACAUGUCCAAACACAUGAACCUCCUGGCCGAUCUCAAGACCAUGGUAGAGACCAAGAAGGUGACAAGCCUCGGCGUCCUCCUCCUGGACAACUAUCCCGAUCGUAUCCAGGUCUUGCAGAGCCUGGUGCACUGUGCCGACCUGAGCAACCCCACCAAGCCGCUGCCCCUGUACCGCCAGUGGACAGACCGCAUCAUGGCUGAGUUCUUCCAGCAGGGAGACCGCGAGCGUGAGUCGGGCCUGGACAUCAGCCCCAUGUGUGACAAGCACACGGCCUCAGUGGAGAAGUCCCAGGUGGGUUUCAUUGACUACAUUGCCCACCCAUUGUGGGAGACUUGGGCUGACCUGGUCCACCCAGAUGCACAGGACCUGCUGGACACGCUGGAGGACAAUCGAGAAUGGUACCAGAGCAAAAUCCCCCGAAGCCCCUCCAGCCUCACCAACCCCGAGCGGGGCGGGCCUGACAGAUUCCAGUUUGGGCUGCCUCUGGAGGAGGCAGAGGAAGAGGAGGAGGAGGAGGAAGAGGAGGGGGAAGAGACAGCUUUAGUCAAAGAGGCCUUGGAGUUGUCUGACACUGAACUGCCCCCCAAAAGCUCAGGAGUUUGAGACUCUGGGGACCUACCCCUUGACAACCAGAGGUCUUAGGGCCAGCCCUGCGUGAACUGUGAGGGCCGUGGGUUGGUGAAACCCUCUGACUUGCAAGCAGACUUUCCAGGAAGACGCCCCAUGUGGUCCCUGCUUCACUUUCCCACCCGUUGAGGGAGACAAUCAAGCUCUUAGUUUUAGGCAGCGCUCAGGGUCUAAUUGGAGGCACCUGGCUGGGGUCCACUCUGACCCCCGGCUUGCCGAAAAGAGCUCUCUAAGGGGCAGCCUCUCACAGUGCCCUUGGGAUCUUUCUCCCGGACUUCUCUCCCUGGCGUGGAGAGGUGGUGUCUGCUAGAGCCUCUUGUCCAUCCUCUCCAGUGGUCACUCUUGAGCCACAUCUCAUUUAAUUCUUUCCUUCUUUAUCAAAUAUUUAUUGCCCAUUUACUUAGUGCCAGCGUUAUGCCUCUGUAGCAGGCCUGCACAAGGGGUGGGGAGUCAGGAGACCAUUCCAAAGGCAUCUCCCUAUCUUCCUCUACCAAGCAGCUCUCUGCAAGAGCAUGAGACGGCAAAUGGGGGUAUUUUCGGCACCAAAGCUUCAUUCAUACCCAAUGUUGUUUCUGAAGCUGUGGUAGGAAGCAGGAAGGGGGCAGAAAAGAGAGGCUGGGCAAGGUGUGGAGGCUCAUGCCUGUAAUCCCAGCACUGUGGGAGGCUGAGGUGUGAGUACUGCUUGAGCUCAGGAGUUUGAGACCAGCCUGGGCAACACAGCAAGACCCCCGUAUCUGCAAAACAUAAAAAAUUAGCCAGGCAUGGUGGUGUGCACCUGUAGUCCCAGCCACUCAGAAGGCUGAGACAAAGAUGAUUGCUUGAGCCCAGGAGUUGGGGGCUGAAGAGACUUAUGACUGUACCACUGCACUCCAGCCUGGGCAACACAGCAAGACCCUGCCUCAAAAAAAAAAAAAAAAAAAAAAAAAGAGAGGGGGCUCUGAGGCUGGGCGCGGUGGCUCACACCUAUAAUCCCAGCACUUUGAGAGGCCGAGGCGGGCGAAUCACCUGAGGUUAGGAGUUUGAGACCAGCCUGGCCGACAUGGUGAAACCCCAUCUCUACUCAAAAUACAAAAAUUCGCCAGGCGUGGUGGUGGGCACCUGUAAUCCCAGUUACUUGGGAGGCUGAGGCAGUAGAAUCGCUUGAACUCAAGAGGCUUGUGGUGAGCUGAGAUAGCACCAUUGCACUCCAGCCUGGGCGACAGAGCGAGACUCCGUCUCAAAAAAAAAAAUAAUUUGCCAGGCACGGUGGCUAACGCCUGUAAUCCCAGCACUUUGGGAGGCUGAGGUGGGUGGAUCGUCUGAGGUCAGGACUUCGAAACCAGCCUGGCCAAUAUAGUGAAACCCCACAUCUACUAAAAAUACAAAAAAUUAGCUGGGCAUGAUGGUGGGUGCCUGUAAUCCCAGCUACUAGGGAGGCCAAGGCAGGAGAAUUACUUGAACCCAGGAGGCAGAGGUUGCAGUGAGCCAAGAUUGUGCCAUUGCACUCCAGCCUGGGUAACAACAUCAAAACUCCGUCUCAAGAAAGAAGGAGAGGAAGAAAGAAAGAAAGAAAGAAGGAAGAAAGGAAGGAGGGAGGGAGGGAAGGAAGGAAGGAAGGUCGCUGUGCCCGGCAUAUCUCUGAAGACUGAUUUAACCUAUGCCCCAGUUGUUGCUUUAAGUCGCUAUGUUUUCUGUCUUCGGUGUCUGGAUGUAGGAGCUCCCUGCUUUCUCUGUCCUCGGGACCCCAUGCUGGGUCCCCCACACAUUCCUCCUUCUCUAGGACAGCAACAAAAACACACAAUUGUUCCUCCUAGCAGGUCUCUAAGUCUCCUGAUUCCUGAAACUGCUCCCCCUAGAGGGAGGGAGGCCCCAGAGGCUUUCUUGCCAUCAUAGCCCAUCCUGGGCCUCAGUUUCCCCUCUGUAACCUGAUCCUAGCACUUGCACAAACUCUGAUUGGAGGUUGGGGGUUGUUGUCUGUGACCUCCCUGAAAUAUCCUAGACAUUUGGGGUACUGAGCACUUCUUUGGGAUUAAAUAAAAUCUUUACAUCUUAA